This is a messenger RNA of Prorocentrum cordatum, 711 nucleotides long. The record is from the annotation of a GenBank genome assembly. Lineage: Eukaryota; Dinophyceae; Prorocentrales; Prorocentraceae.
AUGCGCGGCGGCGGCCGAGAGGAGGCCGUCCGCAUCCCGCUGCCCGGAGGCGGCGAGGUCUGCGCAAAGGUCGUGGUGCAGCGCAGCCCCGUGGUGGUCAUCGCGACGCACCCGUGGGGGCCGCUCGGCGGGUGCAUGGACGACCCGCACUGCAGGACGGUGUGCGGGGUGAUGGGCGAGGCGGGCUGCUCCACGGCGCGGUUCAACUUCCGGGGCGGCCUCGGCACGGGCUCGUCCAGCAUCGCGGACGUCCGGGCCGUGGCGGAGUGGUUCACGCGGCCCCGGCCUGGCGAGUCCGAGGCCCUCGCCGCGCAGGUCCUGCUGGUGGGCUACAGCUACGGGUCGCUCAUCGCCGGAGCGGCGGCCGCCGAGAUCCCGGAGUGCAUCGGGUUCUGCCUGCUCGGCCCGCCCCUGGGCUACACGUGGGCCCUCUACUUGUUCAACAGCGCCAGCAUACUGAGGAGAGUAAGGGAGUCGGCGGGGAAGCCCAAGCUGCUCGUGGUCGGCAGCAGCGACCAGUUCUGCAGCGCUCCGCAGUUCCGGUCGUUCGUGGAGACGCUGCCGGACCCGAAGGAGUCCCACGUCCUCGAGGGCGUCGACCAUUUCGGCUACUUCCGGCUGGCGCAGCAGAUGCUGACGAGGUGGAUCACAGACGCCUUCGGGGCCCCAGACCUGCCCACCUUCGCGCGCGUGGGGCCGACGACGAGCUGA